AUGGAACAAGUCAGGAGACGUGAAUUACAGACGGCAGAUAUUUUGAGACAAGCUUGCCGGUACCAAACUCCCCUUUGCCAGAAAAUCUACCUUUCCGUCCUUCCGAAGCAGAUCCUCCACCGAAUCAUCAAGCACCUCUACCAGGAAGAGACUGAAGUCCGUGGUGAUGUCACUGAUACCGAUUCCGCUUCAGAUGGUUCCGUCGCCGAGGCCAACAAGACCGCUUUCAUGGCAACCUGUGGGAAAUCCUACUACAUUGCAAGGCCGACACUCUAUCGAGAGGUGAGGUUUAUAUUCAGGACGCCCGAAGCCGUUCAUACCUUCAUGGUGGUGAAGACGCCGGCCGACAAAGAAAGAUUGGACUUCGUCAGGAGCGUUGAAAAUGGUCCGCUGGUUCUAUCGGCAUGUGAGGGAAAGUUGGAUUCUUUUGGGAAUCUGAAGGCCGGGGGCUUCUUCCUGGAUGACAACUUUGCGUCUGGCUACGAGGCGGAUGUCGAGGACAACGAGGACAGCCAUGAUGAAGAAUGA
Cladophialophora bantiana CBS 173.52 is the source of this 528-nucleotide messenger RNA. RefSeq lists its product as uncharacterized. The record is from RefSeq and is a predicted model, not a curated record. Lineage: Eukaryota; Fungi; Ascomycota; Eurotiomycetes; Chaetothyriales; Herpotrichiellaceae. The transcript has a single exon. Bases 1 to 528 code for a protein of 175 amino acids.